This is a messenger RNA of Trichomycterus rosablanca, 1725 nucleotides long. RefSeq names its product frizzled class receptor 9b (gene fzd9b). The record is from RefSeq and is a predicted model, not a curated record. Gene Ontology annotation, biological process: canonical Wnt signaling pathway; non-canonical Wnt signaling pathway. NCBI's taxonomy places the organism in Eukaryota, Metazoa, Chordata, Actinopteri, Siluriformes, Trichomycteridae. Gene Ontology annotation, molecular function: Wnt-protein binding; Wnt receptor activity. Bases 28 to 1725 code for a protein of 565 amino acids. The transcript has a single exon. Gene Ontology annotation, cellular component: plasma membrane.
GUGAUUUUGAUAUGGUGUCACCUAGUCAUGCCAGCAUCCAGCCUUGAGAUAGCUGCCUACGACUUUGAAAGGGGACGGCCAGCUAAAUGUGAGCCCAUCACCAUCCCAAUGUGCCAAGGUAUUGGAUACAACUUGACCCGCAUGCCCAACUUCAUGGAUCACGACAACCAAAGAGAAGCAGCAAUCAAGCUGAACGAAUUCGCCCCGCUGGUGGAAUACGGCUGUGACGUCCAUCUACGCUUCUUUCUCUGCUCCCUCUAUGCACCCAUGUGCACAGACCAGGUAUCCACAUCCAUCCCUGCCUGCAGACCCAUGUGUGAGCAGGCACGUCAGAAGUGCUCGCCCAUCAUGGAGAAGUUUAACUAUGUCUGGCCCGAGUCUCUGGACUGCUCCAAACUCCCCACCAGGAACGACCCGAAUGCUUUAUGCAUGGAAGCUCCAGAGAACGACACCAAACCAGAGCCUAAGAAAGGUGAGGGAAUGCUCCCGGUGCCUCCUCGACCCAAACAGACCCCCGGUAGCUCAAGGCCAGGGGGUGCCAUGGGAGUCUGUGAAAACCCUGAAAAAUUUCAGUAUGUAGAGAAGAGCGAUUCAUGUGCUCCACGCUGCGCCUCCACCGUCGACGUGUUUUGGUCCAGACAGGACAAGGACUUUGCGUUUAUCUGGAUGGCUGUGUGGUCAACGCUAUGUUUUAUUUCAACAGCUUUCACCGUCCUUACCUUUUUACUGGAUCCUCAUCGGUUUCAGUACCCUGAACGACCCAUUAUCUUCCUCUCGAUGUGCUACAAUGUCUACUCCGUCGCCUUCAUCAUUCGGUCAGUAGCUGGUGCAGAAAACAUUGCCUGCGACCGUGAGAAUGGGGAACUUUAUAUUAUACAAGAGGGCCUGGAGAGCACCGGUUGCACCAUAGUCUUCCUUAUUUUGUACUACUUCGGCAUGGCAAGUUCGAUCUGGUGGGUCAUCCUGACCCUGACUUGGUUUUUGGCUGCAGGAAAGAAGUGGGGCCAUGAAGCCAUCGAGUCUCACAGUAGCUACUUUCACAUGGCUGCCUGGGGGAUACCUGCACUAAAGACGAUCGUCAUUCUAACUAUGAGGAAAGUCGCAGGUGAUGAGCUGACUGGACUGUGCUAUGUUGGCAGCAUGGACAUAGGUGCACUAACAGGAUUCGUCCUGGUCCCUCUGUCUUGCUACUUAGUUAUCGGGACGUCCUUCAUCCUGACCGGCUUUGUAGCACUUUUCCACAUCCGGAAAGUCAUGAAAAUUGAAGGCACCAAUACAGAGAAGCUGGAAAAGCUCAUGGUGAAGAUUGGCAUUUAUUCAAUCCUCUACACGGUCCCCGCGACCUGCGUCAUCAUUUGUUACUUUUACGAGCGCCUUAAUAUGGACUACUGGAAAUUCAGAGGUCUGGAGAGCAAAUGCACGACCUAUCCAGACCGGAGGAACGAGGACUGUAGUCUGGAAAGUUCUGUACCCAGUGUGGCAGUGUUCAUGCUGAAGAUCUUCAUGUCCCUUGUAGUGGGCAUUACUAGUGGUGUGUGGGUUUGGAGCUCCAAGACGUUGCAGACCUGGCAGGGGCUGUGCAGUCGGAAAUUAUCAGACAGGACUAGCAGAAAGCACUGCAUCGGAGGGAGCUGCAGCAGCAGCCACUGUCAUUACAAAGCCCCUGCCGUGGUACUUCACAUAUCCAAGACCGACCCUUACUCUGACUGCCCGGCACAUGUGUGA